This is a messenger RNA of Nomia melanderi (Alkali bee), 1637 nucleotides long. RefSeq lists its product as uncharacterized. Gene Ontology annotation, biological process: negative regulation of apoptotic process; regulation of actin filament polymerization. Gene Ontology annotation, cellular component: actin cytoskeleton; clathrin-coated vesicle; apical plasma membrane. Lineage: Eukaryota; Metazoa; Arthropoda; Insecta; Hymenoptera; Halictidae. The record is from RefSeq and is a predicted model, not a curated record.
ACUCAGCUAACUUCAUAUCGGUAUAGAUUUCGUGUAUGUAUUUACAAAAAAAUAUGACGUAAUUUCACUUCUCUUGCAAGUAACAGCAGCAGUCUACAUAGUAAUGCCUUUCUGGAAUUUUAUUCGUGAUAUAUUUCGUGGAGGAAAUUCAGAAGAACUCAAAAACAAGGGAUUCUUUGAUUACCGAGACAAUUAUGACAAAGAUAGUUUUAGAAAUCCAAUUUGGCAAAAUGAUGAAGAUGAUGAUGAUGAUAUGGAUGAUUUUAGGCAUUUCAGAGGAGGUAUUCAUUUCCGGAUUGUCAGUGAUCCUUUAGAGAUCACAAAAUAUUUUGAGUCUCAAAUGGAUAAUAUAUUAAAACAAUUUUUCUUUGGAUUUCAUAAUGAAGAACAAAAUAUAUUUACAAAUGCAGUUCCAUUUACAUCUCCACAAGAAGAAAAUUUACGCGACCAAAUGUUGAAACCUAAUACUGAAAAUUUUAGUCAAGUAGAACCAAAAUUGGAUUUAGAUUUGGAUGGAAAGAUUACACCAGAUAAUUUUUCUAAUGUUUGGGAUAAAUAUGAUCCAAAUAAAUACAAAUCAGAAGUGAUGUUACCUUAUCAAACGAUAAUUGGAAAGUCUAUAAGGAAAGAAUUGAUUCAUAAACCUGAUGGUACAAUAGAGAAAAAGGAAAUAAUUAAAGACAGUGAAGGAAAUGAGGAAACAACUAUAUCACGACAAAUUGCUGAUAAUUUACAUACUAUUACUAUAAAAAAAGAUAAAAAUGGAGUAGAAACUAGAACAGAAAAUGUGGUCACUAUUGAUAGAAUUUCAGAUGAACUAAAAGGAAAUAAAUGGUUAUUAUCAAAUGAAGGCAACGAUAGUACUCAUAAUAUACGUUUUACAAAUUUUCCUUGGAAACAGUUUUUUAAACUUGAUCCAAAACUAUAAUUCAAUCUAGAGAAGCAAAUGGUUUUUCUGUAGAAACAUAUUGUUAAGUGACUAAUAAUAUAGCUCUUUUUAAGAAAUAAAAUUAAAUUUUAAGUCUUAACAUCUUUUAACAUACAUGCCUAAAUUUCAACUAGUAAUUUUACAAUGGUGAAUAAAUAUUUUAGGUUUUCAUGUUAAUCCCAAAUUUUUUAUGUAUCUAGUUCUCAAUUCUUAGUAACUUAUAAUUAAGCUAAUCAUAUUUUUAUAUUCAUUUUCCCUUGGAAUUAAUUACCUUGGUGAUACAAACAGAAAACUGAGAUUUUACAUUAAAAAAAUAAAUAAAAAAGUAAAUAAAAUGUUUCCAUUUAGAGCUCUGCUUGCAAGGUAAUCGAGUUUGAACAUUUGUUUAGUGUACUUGAAUGUGACUAAUACUGAAUUGGAUUGAGUUGAAUAAUCAAGAGGAGUUAAAGCUAUAAUGUAAGAAGAAAAUCAGAGAAUAUAAUGGAAUGAGUUUUCUUCUAUUAAAUUUAAUUUGUGAACAAAUGAAUGUUAAAUAUUCAGUGAAUUCAUCAAUAGUUGCACACCAUAAUAAAUGCCAAUGUGUAACGAAUAAUAGUAAUAAAAAACUUUUGCAAACUUAAUUUUCUCAAAAGCAUAGCACUAAAUGAACAAAUUUUAUGUAGUAUUAUUUCCUCUUUACUUAUAAUAUCGGGUCAGGAGCACUUUGUUU